Messenger RNA from Pyrus x bretschneideri (Chinese white pear), 794 nucleotides. RefSeq names its product auxin-responsive protein SAUR50. The record is from RefSeq and is a predicted model, not a curated record. Gene Ontology annotation, biological process: response to auxin. NCBI's taxonomy places the organism in Eukaryota, Viridiplantae, Streptophyta, Magnoliopsida, Rosales, Rosaceae.
AUAUCCUCACAAAUCAGCAACGACGUGUUAUUUCUAGCUUCUUGCUAUGUCAAAUUGUACAUAUGGGAACAGUACAAUUUUACCCCCCUUAACCCUCUAUAUAACAAAGUGAGCUAACGUACCAAAUAUACCAUCAGUCCAACACAUCAACAAGAAGAAACUAUUAUGGCCAAGUCUAGAACCACAAGUACUUGCAAGAAGAAUAAGAGCACUGUGAAGCUCAAAAUUGUAGUGGAAAAGCUACGAAGAAGUCUAUCUUUGGGAAGAUCAAAAUCGUCAAAUUAUUCCGAUGGCGACUCAACGACUGUGCCGGAAGAUGUUAAGGAGGGCCACUUUGCUGUGAUUGCGGUGGAAGGAGAUGAACCAAAGAGAUUUGUGGUGGCAUUGAGUUACUUGACACACUCAACUUUCUUGAAGCUAUUGGAGCAAGCAGCUGAGGAGUAUGGUUUUGUUCACGAAGGAUUAGACGAUCGGCAAUGGCAGGAGGAAGAAAGAGGCUCAUCUAGUGAUGUUAACUGGGGUUAUUAUAAAUCUAUGGUACGGAACUGGUUUUUUUAAUUUUGGUGAGGCUGUAUAAGUUAGUCUCUCUGCCAUAUUUUACAUUUUGUUUGAGUAAAUUGUUUUUGUUUCUCAAUAUAGAGGGUAAAUUUAUCCAUCGGCAGAGGCAGAGGAGUUUUGACAUUGUUUACAUUAAUGUGGUGGACUUGUUAAUAUUCUCUAGCUUGCAAAAAGUGCUUAUGUGACACCAUUAUGCCAAUAAUUGGUUUAUUAUUAUGAAAGCUCUUAAGGAAUAA